CCGCCCGUCACGCUAGGUGUUGUCCUUGGCGGCCAUGCCUAUGUUGCGACUAAUGCUAAGGGGGAGGUCCUCCAUGGGGCAACACGCCUAGCGCGAAUGGUACUGACAGAGACCGCUUACCUCGUAUGGGUCCUGCGCUGUGAGAGAGUGAUUGGGGAGAGGGAGCUGCUCCCGGGCGACCUAGAGGCUGACUACGUGGAACGUAGAUGGAGACAGGCCCUGGCGCGCCGCCUAGCGAACGACUGUGCCCUCACCCGACUGCGCGUUGGCGCGAAGCCGGCGCUACAGCCCUCGUCGGUCGAAGCCACGUGGGCGGGCACACUCCAGGAUGAGCAGCACCUCCCUCCUGACUGG
Messenger RNA from Trametes versicolor FP-101664 SS1, 354 nucleotides. RefSeq lists its product as uncharacterized. The record is from RefSeq and is a predicted model, not a curated record. The annotation marks the transcript as partial. The transcript has a single exon. Lineage: Eukaryota; Fungi; Basidiomycota; Agaricomycetes; Polyporales; Polyporaceae.